CCCUUUGUCCCUUGCUGUAAUAUGAUGAUUUGGGUAUCUAUGUGAUCGCAGAACUCUUCUGGAUCUUUUCUUGCCUUCAUCCUUGCUCGAAUAGAACUGGGAAGGUGUUGUAUUUGGCCAUGAAACAUUCGGAUGAAUCCCCAACGCGAGUGCUCGCCGACAACGGGCUCGCUCGUGGCAAUCAUGCAGGGCAACUCGUAGAUCCAGGGUCCAAAACUCUGCUAGCCGCAUUUGUAAUCUCGUAAUUACUUAUCGAGUGCUGCGUUAUGGCGAUUGGCCGAAAUUGACGGAAAGGACACUGGAGGAACGCUACUCGUACUUUUCCGGCAAGGAGCGACAAUGUGCUCCAUUUGGAAGAGCCUCGUGGCCGAAGCCUUGGAUAUGUUAUGUGUUGUUGUCGUUGUGUGUCACGGUCAUUGGGUGUCGUGGGAAGUAUCGAGGGACCUCCGUGGCAUCUCGACCGUCUUGAUAGCGACUCGAGAGGUAGUACGUGGGCUUCUAAGGGCACAUCUGGUAGCUGCAAGUUUUUUGUCAUACAGUCAAUCAAAUCAUGGAGGCACCGAGGUGGUCCCUAGACACUACCUGCAUUCGAACACGACCCACGAUUGAAACAUGGCGGGCCAGUCCAGG
Molecule: messenger RNA, 630 nt
Organism: Aaosphaeria arxii CBS 175.79
Lineage: Eukaryota; Fungi; Ascomycota; Dothideomycetes; Pleosporales
Exons: 1
Coding region: 340-609 (89 amino acids)
Source: RefSeq, a predicted model, not a curated record